Molecule: messenger RNA, 216 nt
Organism: Neurospora tetraspora
Lineage: Eukaryota; Fungi; Ascomycota; Sordariomycetes; Sordariales; Sordariaceae
Exons: 3
Coding region: 1-216 (71 amino acids)
Source: RefSeq, a predicted model, not a curated record
AUGGCACUUUCAAACGGCUGCGCGCACCAUUUUGUCCUGAUCAAGUCAGAGAGUAGCUUGAUCCAAUGGACAUGUCAGCUAUGCCAUUCAGGGCCCCAUUACUUCAUCUAUGAGUGCCGGUACUGCAAGAUGAGAACGCGUGCCUUGAGGGUUACUCUGGGGCUGUGGCUGGUUAUUCCAUUGCAAGUACCGGUAUGGCAUUACGGCCGCUCCUAG